Molecule: messenger RNA, 2102 nt
Organism: Hypoxylon fragiforme
Lineage: Eukaryota; Fungi; Ascomycota; Sordariomycetes; Xylariales; Hypoxylaceae
Product: protein FYV10
Exons: 3
Coding region: 178-1419 (413 amino acids)
Biological process (GO): proteasome-mediated ubiquitin-dependent protein catabolic process
Cellular component (GO): cytoplasm; GID complex; nucleus
Molecular function (GO): protein binding; ubiquitin protein ligase activity
Source: RefSeq, a predicted model, not a curated record
GACAUGUAAUUACGUACUAAAUGCUCCAGAGUCAUGUGCAAUGUGCAUAGUUACCUCAAGCUAGGAACAUACCUGGGAGCAUAUCCUUGUGUCAACUUUCAAGUUUCAACCAACUCAACUCAACUCUACAUAUACCAUUUCACACAUCAUCUCAACAACCUAUAGUGUUUCUUCAAGAUGGAUGCUAUAGUAGCCACCAAACUAGAUCAUGAGAACCACCUUCUUCUUGACCAGCCCUUACUUCGACUGCCUAUUGAGCUCCUGCGCAAGAACUUCCGGUCGGCACAUUUCGAGGUAGAGAAGGAUGGCAGCUACAUCAAAAGCACCCUGAAAGAGACGGCCACCGGGAGCGUCAAUGGCCGCAGCUCUCAAGCCGAUGUCCUCAAGAACCUCGACUCCAUGAUCGCUCGUAUGCGCGGCGUAAAACGAAAACUUACCACUUUCGCUGAAGAGGAAAGCCGCCUCCAUCGCCAUGAAGAAGCUCGCGUUAAGCAUCUCUCCGAUCUCUAUAGCAUACACAGCGUCGACGACGUCAAGUACGAGGCCUGGAGCCGGACCCGACUAGACCGGCUCCUAAUCGAUUAUCUAUUACGACAUGGCUAUGUCGACAGUGCAAGGGCCUAUGCCCAAGAGAAAGGAAUCGAGCUGCUCGUCGACCUAGAUACAUUUGAACAGAUGAACAGAAUUCGAAAAUGCAUCUUGAAUCGAAGUGUGGCAGAGGCUUUGGCAUGGUGUACUGCUGGUGAUACCAAGAAAGAAUUACGGAAGAUGGAUAGUAACCUCGAAUUCAUGCUUAGGUUCCAGCAAUACAUCGAACUAGUUAGGGACCGGUCUACGCAACCUACCGACGUCUUAGCUCACGCCCGCAAGUUCCUCAUCCCCUAUCGGGACACAUACCAAAGGGAAGUCCUACAAGCAUGCGGUAUGCUGGCCCUGCCUCCUGGGUCCGCCCAGGACAUUCCCGCCUACACAGACCUGUACUCGCCAGCACGAUGGGAGAUGCUUGCAAACCUCUUUACGACAACCCAUAACGCUCUCCUCUCACUUCCUCCUAUCCCCCUCCUUCACGUCGCCUUAUCAUCCGGUCUCUCUGCCCUUAAGACCCCAGCCUGCCACUCCUCACACCCGGCCUCCGCCGCUGGCCCUCCCUCCCACUCAACAAGCUUAUCUUUGGCGACGAGCGUCUGCCCGAUCUGCAGCACCGAGCUCAACGAGCUCGCCCGCAAUGUUCCGUAUGCUUUUCAUAGUAAGAGCCACGUUGAACCAGAUCUGGUCCUGCUACCAAACGGCCGCGCUUAUGGCAAAGCUCGCCUCGAGGAGUACGCACGCAAAGCAGGCUUACUAGAUGGCCAAGUCAAAGAUUUGAGGACCGGUGAGGUAUUCAUGAUGGAGCGGGUUAAGAAAGUGUACAUCACAUAACCGUUGCCUACCCUCAUUUCCUUUGGCAUCUACCAUAAUGAUUAUGACUUUAGCAUCAGUGUAUUAUUCACUUUAUUUAUAAAGGACGAGAUACGAGCACAGUGUGUCCUUUCCUUCCCUGUUCUACCCCCUUCACCUUGUUACUUGUACGUAUAUACCGACCUAUCACUAGAACUGACGGAGGAUGGAGUUUCACUGUGGAAGCCUUCACUUUCUUAAUAAUAGCUGGGGGGGCGGCGAUCCGGUGGUUCGGUAGCUUGAAGUGUGGACAUAGCUAGCUAUAGUUUACUCAAGCAACAUCAUUUUGAUCACUCACUCUCCCCAUUCUUGUCCUCUCUCUUGAGUUACCUUUUUAUGAUAAACUGAAGACCUACUCUGUUAUUCUGAACAUUUUGCUUCCAUAGAAAUUGCAUUGGUAGUCCAGACAAGACAACACAAGUCAGAAGAUGUUCUGUUCUGCAAUUAACGUCUCAAUGCCCAGAUCAAUGAGCAUGUGAUCAUAGGUACCUAUCAACUGUGCCUAUACUAUCUUCCCUUGUUUGCUUUGCCAUGAGGGCUUUCAAACCUUGGUACCGGGCAUUGCCUAAUAAUCAUAUCGAUAUCAUGCCUCCCCCUUUUCCCUCACUGGUGACUAGACAUUGCCAUGUCACUGAUCAACCAUCCCCCUUCACACUCGUCCAUCU